This is a messenger RNA of Necator americanus (New World hookworm), 489 nucleotides long. RefSeq lists its product as uncharacterized. The record is from RefSeq and is a predicted model, not a curated record. Lineage: Eukaryota; Metazoa; Nematoda; Chromadorea; Rhabditida; Ancylostomatidae. Bases 1 to 489 code for a protein of 162 amino acids. The transcript has a single exon.
AUGGCAGCAGGCGUACUCUGCGACAAGAAAGUCCCUGUUCGACUGAAGUCGAAGAUCUACAGGACGGUUGUGCGAUUGGUUGCCCUUUACGGAUGCGAGUGCUGGUCGACGACGAAAGCCUUGGAAAGAGUGUUGCACGCUAUGGAGAUGCGGAUGUUGGAAUGGACGAUAGGUGUAACGCUAAAAGAGAAAGUAUCCAACGACACUGUACGCUCCAUCUUGGGCGUUGCCCCGAUAACUGAGAACAUGAAGGAGGCGCGGCUGAGAUGGUUUGGUCACGUCUUGCGGCGAGAGGAAGAUUCUGUUGCCGCUUUGAAGCUCGACGUUUCAGGAGUAAGGCCGCGUGGGAGGCCAAAGAUUCGCUGGUUAGACCGUGUGAAGCUGGAUAUGAUAGAUGCACGUUUGUGUACGACUGAUGCAAUGCAUAGAACCAAAUGGAAGACAAGAAGCAGAAAAGCGGACCCUGCAACAACGCGGGACAAACGCUAG